Molecule: messenger RNA, 1647 nt
Organism: Lentinula edodes (shiitake mushroom)
Lineage: Eukaryota; Fungi; Basidiomycota; Agaricomycetes; Agaricales; Omphalotaceae
Exons: 9
Coding region: 1-1647 (548 amino acids)
Source: RefSeq, a predicted model, not a curated record
AUGCCGACUGACAAGACGCGCGAGGACGGUGAUGGUUACGUGCGGCUCUUCGCAGGCAGGCACAUGGAUUUCAUUUUUGGGGCGAGUUGGUUGAAGAAUGCGCACGAGUCCACCAUACCCAAUUCCUCCUCUAAACAGAAAAAGCGUGACCAUCGGAUGUUGCUGGUCAAGAAUUCUAAUACGCGUCAGAUUGGAGUGAAGACCCAUCGACAAGGCGAAAUCCACAAUCUUGGGACGAAGCGCGGCCUACCCCCUGAAUUGAAUAGCGGAAGGAUAGGAUGUAUCCUUUUCAAAAAGAAAUUCAGGGGUAUCGGUUUGUUCAAUUCGGACGCAGAGUUUCCUGGAGAUGAGACAGAUGAUGAAGAUGAUCUUCCGUACCUGGACCUGUCAGAGCUCUUACAAGUCCCUCUCCACGUCGUCUGCGUCUUACCCGUCAGUUUCGGUGCCAACCUCUUUCUCCGAACCAAUCUCGACCCAGUCAUGGUCCUCCUCAUCGUUAUCGGCUCAGUCCUUGCGAAAAAGCUAUUCUCAACCAGAACCUCAUUGCUGAAUCCCCCUGGUUUAUCGGCGAAGGCGCUCGGGAAACGAAAGGUUUUCGACGAUGCAGUCAAACCUCACGUUAAACGGGAUCGUCCUGCGAAACCUCGUCCUUCCACUGUGCUCGCUAAUUCCAGUACGAGUCGGCACCAUCGACAUGUUUCACAUACUCAUCACGACGCGUACCAUGCUCAAAAUCUGUAUGAAGCUCGCGACAAUCAUCUUAUCCCAGAUAGUGUUAGGCAACAUGAAUUGUUUUCGCGUACGUCGGCUGUUUCAGCCUCAGGUCUUAGUACGAGAUUCGGAGGUCCUCAGGGUUCUAAUAACCUUGUCAAGAUCCCAAGUUCACAAGGGAAUCAAAACGGACAUAUUCACCAGUUUUACUCUCCUCACGCUCACGUCCAGACCUCUACGCAAACUAAUGCGCACAUACCUGGAUUGACUUCCCCUCCACCUAUUGCGGUCGUCGGUAAUCCUUUUCUCGGAGAUGGCGCAGAAUCGGGAGUAGAAGCAGAGGCCAUCAUCGGACAGAGAGGUCAUGACGAACCAGACACGCAUUGUGAUGACCUGAAAUGGGCUGCUGAGAAAAUUUUGGUGUUAUUGCAGAACGAUCCUCAGCAGACGAAAGCCGUCAUUGAAAUGUUGCAGCUGCAGCGUCCUGGUCAGACCAUUGCUGCGGGGAUUGGUCACGACAUAACCAACCGCAAUCCCAGCGUCCAUGGCGAUCAUAGAGGAGUUGGGGAGUGGUUAGUUCCUAGCCUUGGUACGGGAAGGAUCCCAGAGGCCGGUGAUCAAGUGAAUUCUGGAAUCGAGCCUGGCCUUUAUUCUGGGCUUAGCCGUAGUUCCAGAGCAGGGAUUGAAAUUUCUACUCCCGACCACCCUGCGGUUCAAUUUGGUCAGCAAAAGCAUACGUCCAUGCCCCCAGACGCAGGGAGCAACGCCACCAUCCAUCAAUCCCUCUAUCUUGUUCUCCGUCGAGGACAAGCACGUUACCUCGUACCUUUACUCACUUGUCGCAUACACAAUAAUGGAGCCGGCGACGACAAAUCCAAGGAAAGUUUUUCGAGAUCUGCAUCGGCAGAGGGAGUUCCUUGGGGAAAAAGAGAUUGA